Fusarium subglutinans is the source of this 840-nucleotide messenger RNA. RefSeq names its product DUF1275 domain protein. The transcript has 2 exons. NCBI's taxonomy places the organism in Eukaryota, Fungi, Ascomycota, Sordariomycetes, Hypocreales, Nectriaceae. The coding region runs from base 1 to 840 and encodes 279 amino acids. The record is from RefSeq and is a predicted model, not a curated record.
AUGCCCGACUCUGGCAGCGAUAACCCCGAAGCUGGGCCAAAGGGAGAGAACAAGAGCCCUGUAGCCAGCAGAUUCACGACGGAGAUUGAUACGCGAUGGGGUGAUAUUCUGCUGCUCAUUUGCUUCUUCGUGGCUGGUCUCGUUGAUAGCGCUGCGUUCAACAUGUACGGCUGUUUCGUCAGUAUGCAAACAGGAAACACAAUCUUUGUUGGCCUAGGCGUCAGCCAUCAACCCGAGAAUCUACCUGGAAAAGCAUGGUCUCGCUGUUUUCUCGCCAUUGUUUGCUUCGCCUUUGGAGCUCUCUUCUUCUCAAGCUUCCAUCGAUACUUCGGACCUCAGAAGCGUUGGGUUCUCAUCACGUCAUUCCUCAUCCAGGCUCUUCUCACUGGCCUUGUCGCCAUCCUCGCCACGACCGGCGCUGUCUACAAUCAUCCCCACGGUCGGGAGACUGUGCACGAGAAUGGCUGGAUUAUCGAGAGAGUCCAGGACUCAUUCCCAGCAACUGACUACGCUGCCAUCAUCAUCCUCGCUUUCCAGAGCGCAGGCCAGAUUGUUGCCAGCCGUGUCCUCAAGUACAACGCCAUGCCGACCAUUGUCCUGACAAGUUUGUACUGCGAUAUGAUGAGCGAUGCAAAGCUCUUCACUGCUCCUAUCAACGAUAAUGCCGAUCGAAACCGAAGAGCGACCGGAGCUGUGCUUCUCUUCGCUGGUGCUGUUUCCGGUGGUUUCCUAUCCAAGUCUUGGGUUGGGUUCGCCGGAGCGCUCUGGAUUGCGGCGUUCCUUAAGUUGUGUAUCACUUUCGCUUGGGUUCUUUGGAAGCCCAAGUCCUCCAACAAGUAG